This is a messenger RNA of Lodderomyces theae, 4119 nucleotides long. Its product is annotated as tRNA (guanosine(18)-2'-O)-methyltransferase. The transcript has a single exon. Lineage: Eukaryota; Fungi; Ascomycota; Pichiomycetes; Serinales; Debaryomycetaceae. Gene Ontology annotation, molecular function: RNA binding; tRNA (guanine) methyltransferase activity. Bases 1 to 4119 code for a protein of 1372 amino acids. The record is from RefSeq and is a predicted model, not a curated record. Gene Ontology annotation, biological process: tRNA methylation.
AUGAGUGCGGCAUCGUUGAUCAGCAAAUAUGUUAGCCACGAUAAGCAACUGGAAAUAAUUGAUAGCCUCUCCAGAAAACUAUCUGACGACAAAGACGAUGUCGAUGUCUUGGUGGAACUUUUGCAUAAUGUCGAGAUCAAUGAUCAAACACUUGAAACCAUAACAUCUUACUGUUAUCAACACUUGUUAGACGGUGAAUAUAUUGAUUCGAUAUCAAAGUUGAUUAGUGCAUUGCCUAAAUUGGAAACCCAAGUCCUAGAUCAAGUGACAGACAUCACAAAACAGUACAUCGAUAAGCACAAGGCAGAUUUUGGAUCUACAUACUAUCAACUAUUCAACAUACAUGUGGACAGCAAAGACGAAUUUGAAGUUGCAGAUACCGAAUUGAAUGCGUUGUUUGCACUAAUGAGCCAAAUUUUUCAAAAACAGUCUCAAACUUCAGUUCUUCAAUUGGAUCACUUGCUUUUACUUUUGUUGGGAAGUGCUGAGAAAUUCGUGUCCAAUGAAGCAUCCAACUUGUUGAGAUGGAGAAUAAAAGUGUUGCUGAAUGGUUCAAGUGAAUUUGAUCUAAUCUGGAGGGUGAUAUUUACUCUUGAGUCGUCAGAGUCAUCAUUUCAGCAGUCAUCGGCAUUUACUCUAUGGUUGAGAUAUCUCAAUAGCAGCAAGGACUUGCAAAAGAACACAAAGUAUCAGACUCUUUUACAAGCAAAUCAGUAUUGGUCCGUACUUCAACGUGGCUUAACCAGUACGAUACAUGAACAGAGAAAGUUUUCGGUAUCGAUAUUGCAAUUGUCAAUCAAAUCAAUCAAUAGCCAACUAGAUAAUGCUUUCAUUAUGUGGGAUUUGAACAAAACAAAUGCUUAUUUAAAUGAAUGGGCGAGAUAUGUCACACUUUACGAAAUCUUGGCAAUUGAUACUUCCCUCCAUCAAGCUGAAGCCGGGUUCACCGACAUCGCUGGACUAAUCUCACCCGAUUCUUUGAUUAAACCAUCUUGGGGCUGGUGCUUACUUUCUACGGGGUUUACUGCAACGAUUGAUUCAGUUAGGAAGCUCACCACUAGGUUGUUGUUGUCUAUACCCUUGCAUAAUUUGUAUCUCAUCAAAGAUGCAUUGCCAAUUUUGGAGAAGUCAUUUUUGCCCAACUUAAUGAUUGCUGCUAAUAUGAAUGUGAAAGUAGUCAAUGGGAAGGUUGAGUGCCCAUUUGCCUAUCAGUUGAAGGACUUGAUCACUAACAUGGUUAAGAACUUGAAGCAGGAGAAUGAAUUUCAAGCUGUGGCUUUAUCAAUCUUGCGUGUUUGUGCAGAGUUUAAACACAAUUUUGCCCCCACAAGGAUUUUGAUCAUGCACGGUUUGGUUGAUGGGUUACAAGAGAGAAAGGUUUUACAAUAUGGUGUACACGACCUGCCAUUGUUGGAACUAUUUGAAAUCAAAUCAGAAGGCACAUUGCUUGAAACUUAUAGUCAGACAUCAAACUUGCGUUUGUUGCUUAAUUUCAGGCCCAACUUGAACAAUUUUAUGAUGGCUUUGAAAAAAUUUACCAAAUUUAAUGGAUUUAGCUUAUUGCAUGAUAAUCUAAGCCAAUUUGAGCGUUAUGUGAGUGAAAUUGAAGGAUUGGAGGAAUUUCUUGAACAAAGUGACGACAUUGACGCUAAAGUCCUAUUACUCGAUAUUUCAAAUCAAACAUUUUUCUUGUCACGGACGGAACCAAUUUUGUUGGCUAAGUUAUUAGAGUCUGGAUUCAAAAAAGCGACAUUGAAAUCAAUUGCAGAAGAGUUGCAAGUGUUGGUAAAUUCGGAUGAGAUAGCGAUCUUGGAAAGUCUUUCGAAUGCUGACUACGCCGAGUUCAACUUUGCAGUUCCCAGCGACGACAAGAUACUUCAACUAUGGUCUCAAAUUGAAUCGGACUUACAAUCUCAAGAUUUGUCAAUCUUGAACAACGUACACAUCAAAAUGAAACUUUUCAACAAUCUUUAUCGUAACUCUACCUUCCAGUUUGAAGAUGAAAAUAUUCUAGUUGAACUCAAGAGAAAUUUGCUAACCAAUACCGAUGAGUUGACUAAAGUGGAUAAAUUUUUCUACAAAAUAAAGGAUAGAAUUGAUGGGGAAUACUACAAAUCAUUAGAGAUCAGCUUUCAAAAAAAUCCGACAUAUUUCCCGUCUGCGUUCAAAACAUUCGACUCCACGUCUUCGAGUUACACUGGAAACUACGCCAUGGUUAACUUGAUUCAAGACUAUCUUGACACUGCAUCACAUGUACAGCUUCCAACUGAAAUUGUCGAUUUCCUAUCAGAGUUGUGGUUUGGUGUUGUUGAAUCUGGAAGGUUACAUUUGAGUCAACGAGAUUUACAGCUUGCCAUAAUCAAAGCAUCAUUGCAUCCUCUAGUUAUUUGUCACAAGGAGGAAGCAUCCAAAUUGAGGGCAUUUUGCUUGUCAGUAUUGGAACAUUCUGCUACCAGACGUAGCUUGCUUCCUACCCUCACUCAAGCUUUGGUGCGUGCUCAACUAACCAACCAAGAGCAAUUUGAAAAAGUAGAGUGGUUACCGGAGAUUUUGGUCAGUGGGUUUUUGGUGUACCAGCAAAAGACAUCGUAUUUCAAAGUUGUUGAUGUUAUGGCAGAUAUUUUUGACAAACAAGUAGCGCACAGUGAUGAUUCCGAUAUCUAUCAAGCUGCUUAUGGUCCACAAGAAGUUCGCUCAAGGGUUAAUUUGAUGGCUAUAUUCAACUCGAUUCAAUCAAGAGAAUUUGCACAAAGUAUCUACAGCUACAUCGUUGAGAAUGAAAGCAAGUAUUCCCUUUUCAAUCCAGUUCGGACAACUGACAGUUUUGAAGAAUGGAAUAGAUUACAGCUUUACACUAUUUUGACUUCCCUUGUUGAUAAAUUGGUGAUUGACUUUGAUCUCGUUCUUGAGCGUAUAUCGACGGAACCAAGCCCAUUGGUAAGAAUGUACAUUGAGUGGAUCCUUGCCUACAAUCUGCUUUACGACGAUGAGUUAACCAACAAGAUUUUCCAAGAGUUAACGACAAACAUGAGCAAUUUGAAACCUGCAGUAGCUACGUCAUACUUGCGAAUCUUGUUUUUAAUGAUUUGCAAACUAAACCCAUCAAAGGAAGCGGAAACCUUGACCGAGUUUAUAAACAUUGUUGUUCCUGGAGCAACCUCACUGAAGAAACUUAUUCGUCACUUUUCCUUGUCGUUGGUAGUUUCGAUCCAAAACGAAAUCACCAAAAAGGAUUUACCUAUAGAUGCCAACGUAAGGAGCAUAAUUGCCAACUUAUACCACUCGGCAACAACUUCGGAUUCAUUUGGUCAAUUUAGAAGUGGAGAUGCUUUACUUUGGGAUAUAGUCGAGGACUUGACUUUGGUGGCAUUGGCAGGAGGAAUUGUUUUGCGCCUAACCGAUCGCGAUGACAUUGACUUUAUUAGUGAAGCUCAAUUUAGCAACAAUCUAUCUCAAGCACAAACAGGCCACUUGAGACAUCCUAUAGGGCACGAUGAAAAGGACAUUUGGGCCAAACAACAACUUAAUAAAAAGAAGCCAAUCGUUACUCCAAUUGAUUCAGUAGUGCAGUCACGACUUUUGCAGACAAAGAGUGGGGCAUGGAAUGCAGUAAUGGAUACCGAGGAUGCAUCCAACACCGGUAAGGACCUCAUCAGAAGCGACUUGAUUGUGGUUGCUUCACUUGUUGAUAAGCCACCCAACUUGGGAGGUAUAUGUCGUUUGAGCGAUGUAUUAGGGGCAGGAUUAUUGACCAUUCAUGAUAUGGCAAUAAGCAAACACCCACAAUUUAAGAAUGUUGCAGUCACUGCUGAUCAAUGGAUGCCAAUGGUUGAAGUGACGCCAGAUAAUGUUCGCGACUAUUUGCUAGAGAAAAAGAGGGAAGGGUACACAUUGAUUGGAUUAGAACAAACUGAUCAAUCGGUGGAAUUAAACAAUGAAUUGAAGUUUCCAAAAAAGUCGUUGAUAUUGCUAGGUAGAGAAAGGGAAGGUAUACCGGGAGACUUGCUAGCCGAGCUCGACAUCUGCGUUGAAAUCAAGCAAGUUGGAAUAGUACGAUCAAUGAAUAUUCAAACGGCAACUGCUGUAAUAGUUCAUGCAUAUUCUACUCAACAUUGUUAG